UAGUGCAGAGGCGCUCCCACUCGAGGUGAUUUUCCUUCAUGGAUUGGGAGAUACGGGGCAUGGAUGGGAAGAAGCCUUUGCACGUAUCAGAAGAUCACAUAUCAAAUAUAUCUGCCCACAUGCACCAGUUAUGCCUGUGACAUUAAAUAUGAACAUGGCCAUGACUUCUUGGUUUGAUAUUAUUGGGCUUUCACCAGAUUCACAGGAGGAUGAACCUGGAAUUAAACAUGCAGCAGAAUAUGUAAAAACUUUGAUAGACCAAGAGGUGAAGAAUGGCAUUCCUUCAGACAGAAUUAUUUUGGGAGGAUUUUCUCAGGGAGGAGCUUUAUCUUUAUACACUGCGCUGACCACACAGCAGAAACUGGCAGGUGUCACUGCGCUCAGUUGCUGGCUUCCACUUCGGUCUUCAUUUCCACAGGGUCCUAUCAGUGGUGUUAAUAGAGAUAUUUCUAUUCUUCAGUGCCAUGGAGAUUCUGAUCCUUUAGUUCCUCUAAUGUUUGGUUCUCUUACUGCUGAAAAGCUAAAAACAUUGGUAAAUCCAGCCAAUGUAACCUUCAAAGUCUAUGAAGGCAUGAUGCAUAGUUCAUGUCCACAGGAAAUGGUGGAUAUCAGGCAAUUCAUCGAUAAAAUCCUACCUCCAGUUGAUUGACAUCACUAAGGCGCCUUUGUGUAGAAGUACACACCAGCAUCGUUGUAGUAGAGUAUAAACCUCUUCCUGUGCCGGAUCUUGAAAGUUAUAAUGUUUGCAAUGUUAAAAUCUUUUGCAAUUACACACCAAUGACACAGUCUAAAUAAUAUCUGCUUGUGGAAAAUUUAUGAUCUUGAAGGUUUCAAUACAUGAAUUUGUGUUAACAUGAUCCAGAAUAUACUAGCAUUAGCAUAGGUGAAGCAGCUAACUUCUUUCCCCCCAAAUGUAAUUCGGCAAAAUAAUAAAAUACUACAUCCAGAUUUUUCUAUUACAUCAUUUGAAAAUUAUUAGUCUGCUUAAUGAAAACUUGUUUGGGGAUAAAUGAGCAGUUAAGAUAUAAACUAUUUAUGAAUGCUGUGACUUAGUCUGUGGACUUAUUCCAAAAUUACUUAGUCACCAUGCAGUAUGUGUAUUUUUUAUAUUUGUAUUCAGAUAUACUUAAUGAUUAUAAUACCUAAAAAUAAUGAGGUGUAACUACAUUAUUCCUAAUAAUAGGAAUAUUGCUUCUAAGUGUCAAUAAAGAGUAACAUUGCUCUCUUCAA
This is a messenger RNA of Myotis brandtii (Brandt's bat), 1230 nucleotides long. It is a transcript of the gene LYPLA1, whose product is annotated as lysophospholipase I. Gene Ontology annotation, cellular component: cytoplasm. Gene Ontology annotation, molecular function: palmitoyl-(protein) hydrolase activity; carboxylic ester hydrolase activity. The record is from RefSeq and is a predicted model, not a curated record. The coding region runs from base 131 to 649 and encodes 172 amino acids. Gene Ontology annotation, biological process: protein depalmitoylation. NCBI's taxonomy places the organism in Eukaryota, Metazoa, Chordata, Mammalia, Chiroptera, Vespertilionidae. The transcript has 9 exons.